AUGAUCGCGCUAUUCACUUGGCUGUCCCACCUGACGACGGUGAGUCGGACUCUGGCCGUCUUUGCCGGAGUCCUGCUCUUCGUCCGGCUAUGGAUGGGUGGACGCAAAUCCCGUCUGCCCCUGCCUCCCGGACCCAGGGGCUACCCCGUCUUCGGCUACCUGCCUUUCUUGGGCAAGGACUACCACCUACACCUCACGGAAUUGGGGAGGAAGUUUGGACCUGUCUAUCAGAUCUUCCUCGGAGGCAAGAGAGUGGUCGUUAUCAGUGAUCCGGUCCUGGUCCGGCAUGCUUUCCGGCUCCCGGUUUUCUCCGGAAGGCCGGACACGGAACUCACGAAGCUCUUACAAGGAUAUGGAAUCAUAAAUUCUGCGGGUGCGCUUUGGAAGGAACAGAGGUCAUUUUUGCACAGUGUUUUGCGAGAUUUUGGUGCAAAAAACUUUGGACCAAGCAAAAGCUCUUUAGAAAGAAAUAUACUGCGUCAAGUUUCCGAGUUCUUAGGAGCCCUUAGCAGCACCAACAGCACCCCUUGCACCGUGCGACCCCUGUUGGCCCGUGCUGUUAGCAACGUGGUCGGAUCCAUGCUGAUGUCUGUGACGUUUGAACAACACGACUCAGGGUUCGAGAGACUCCUGUCCCUCAUAGAUGAGGGAUUCAAACUGCUCACCCUGGCUGUCCCAGUCAACUUCAUCCCUCUUCUGAGGUAUGUCCCCAGUUGCAACUACGCCUACCAGAAGAUCAAGCGCAACAAGGCCGAGACUGCUGCUUACUUUGCUGAAGUUGCUGAUUCGCACAAGCAGUCGCUGGACAGUGGGAACGUCCGGGAUUUCGUGGAUGCAUUCUAUUUGCAACAGAAAAAGGCCGAGGAGUCCAACAAGAAGUCCUACUUUUCUGAGGAACAACUGGUACAAGUCAUGGGAGACAUCUUCAGUGCUGGACUUGAGACGGUCACGUCGACACUGGAGUGGGCCAUCUUGUUCGUGGUUCGCCACAAUGAAGUGCAGAAGCGUCUUCAGGAAGAAAUUGACAAAGUCAUUGGACGUGAUAGAUCCCCAGAGCUUAAGGAUCUGUCCUCCAUGCCAUACACGGAAGCCACUAUACUGGAGGUCCUGAGGAGAGCAAAUGUGAUAGUUCUGGGAAAUGCUCAUGCAACUCUCGAGGAUACCGAAUUAGGUGGCUACUUCAUCCCGAAGGACAGUCACGUGCUACCCAAUUUGUGGGCCAUUCACAUGGAUCCGGAGCUCUGGGAUAGGCCCGAGGAAUUCAGGCCCGAACGCUUUCUAGUCAACGGACGAGUUGUGAAACCAUCAUUCUUUAUGCCAUUCUCAGUCGGUCGAAGAAUGUGUGUGGGAGACAAUCUUACUCGAAUGGAAGUCUUUCUGUUUCUGACGAGUCUCUUACAACAGUUCGAACUGAAAGUACCUACGGGAGCAGCUCCACCCUCCUUAGAAGGCAUCGCCGCUCUUUCCAUGACGACGCAGCCUUUUCAAGUUUGUACCGUGCCAAGAAAUACGUGA
Molecule: messenger RNA, 1515 nt
Organism: Uloborus diversus
Lineage: Eukaryota; Metazoa; Arthropoda; Arachnida; Araneae; Uloboridae
Product: cytochrome P450 18a1-like
Exons: 6
Coding region: 1-1515 (504 amino acids)
Biological process (GO): xenobiotic metabolic process
Cellular component (GO): cytoplasm; intracellular membrane-bounded organelle
Molecular function (GO): oxidoreductase activity, acting on paired donors, with incorporation or reduction of molecular oxygen, reduced flavin or flavoprotein as one donor, and incorporation of one atom of oxygen; heme binding; iron ion binding
Source: RefSeq, a predicted model, not a curated record